AAUGCAUUGAUGCUGCUGGAAUUUAGUUACGUCGCGGCCUCUAAGGGAUUACCUGUGUGCUAAGUCUGUCUUUCAGUUAAAUACGAAUACUUUUACUUACUCUCAGUUAUUGACGUCAUUGUUGAUAGUGGUGACACUACUAAGAUUUAGCAUUGUACAAAUAUCUGCGAAAACUCUCACCGCAUACUUAUAGCAUUUCCAGCUGGAAAGCUUGAAAUUUUAUUCAAUCACUAAAAUGUUCCACAAAUCGGUAGCUGCUUCAUUGCAAUAUAAUCGCUGAUGGGAAAAUUGUCACACCGCGCUGUCUAUUGUCAUUGGUGAACUAUUAAAAAUUGUAUUGACAUUAAUUACAACUACAAAAAGUGUGCGGAAAAAUAGUUCCGGUGCGGCGACGAGUGUUUUAACUUCCAAUGGAUAAAUCAAAUUUCCGGCUCUUGGCCGGGUUAGUAAUAUCGCUCAGCUUGUCGCAGCAUACAUGCCGCUGUCAAUCGAAUACACUCUUCAAUCAAUCACCAUUCCAGCGACAACAGAAUACGCAAUUACGUCAACAGUUACAGCAACAGCAGCAGCAGCAACAGCAACCACGCCAACAGCAGCAAGGUUUUCCGAAUACCUUAAAUACGCUGCAGCCGCUUGGAACAGCGCUGGGUGGCAUAUCGCCCAUCUCACCACUCACUGGCAUAGGAGCGCAGAACCCGUUUCGCAUCUACAACCGCCUUGACCAACAGAACUAUGUGCCCAUUACCGCCUAUCAGAACGAUCUCAAUUAUGACGGCAGCUUUUCAUAUGGUUACGCCUCAGCAGAUGGCACUACCGCGCAGGCGCAGGGGUAUGUGAAAAAUCUUGGCUUAGGCGAAGAUGUCGAAGCGCAGGUGGUGCAAGGUUCAUACUCGUAUACCUCACCGGAGGGCACGCCCAUCACUGUACGCUAUAUAGCGGAUGAGAAUGGCUUUCGCGCUGAGGGUGCGCACAUUCCCACACCACCACCCAUACCCGACGCAAUUGCCAAGUCGCUGCAGUACAUAUCGAGCGUACAACCUUACCAGCAAGGAAUAAAUCCCAAUUUGAAUCCAUAUCAAACACCUUUUCGCCAAUUUUCUGGCGGCGGCCAGCCUCUACGUCCAGGCCAACAGCAACAGCUAACACCUUUUCAAUUGCAACAACAACAGCAACGCACAUAUCAACAGCAACUUGCUGGACAAUUGCAGCCACCAUUUGCGCAAUUCCCUGGCGUCCAACAACAACAACAACAAUCGAAUGCGUUCUUUGGCGGUGGUUUGGCUGGUCAGGCCCAAUUGCCAGGUCAGCUGGGUGAUUUGAGUGGGCAAAACUUUACGCAACAACCACAGAAUUUGCAGCAAGACCAACAACAGCAACAGAAGCUUCAACAACAACAGCAACACAACCAGCAGCAGCAACAGCAACAACAACAGCAAUUAGCCACACAAGAAUUGCGCGCACGCCCCAAUCAAUUGGUGAACCCUUUUGGCUACAAUCAGUAUCGCCGUUACAAAAAGGCGGUGGCGUCGAAAAAUUAAAUACACAACAACAAUUGGAACAAAACAGCGAGGAACGAGUUACCAAAAAAAUCGUAUUACAUUCGCUGUAUGCAGGUUUAUGCUUCAAUUUUUUACUGUGUUGUUUCGUAAUUUAUUUUGUCGAACGUGCUGGGUUUGCGUAAGGAUAAUAAGUAUGAAUUUAUUUUGGUUUUAAUUAAUUUUUUAGUAUAGUUUUUAAAGUAUACAUGUAAGUAUGUCGAUAUGAAAUGAAUUAGUCAUUUUUUUUAGUGAUUCAAAUACAUGAAACACAUGUGCGUGGAAAAUCA
Rhagoletis pomonella (apple maggot) is the source of this 1825-nucleotide messenger RNA. RefSeq lists its product as uncharacterized. The transcript is spliced from 4 exons. The record is from RefSeq and is a predicted model, not a curated record. Gene Ontology annotation, molecular function: structural constituent of chitin-based larval cuticle. Bases 411 to 1538 code for a protein of 375 amino acids. NCBI's taxonomy places the organism in Eukaryota, Metazoa, Arthropoda, Insecta, Diptera, Tephritidae. Gene Ontology annotation, cellular component: chitin-based extracellular matrix.